Molecule: messenger RNA, 2705 nt
Organism: Erigeron canadensis
Lineage: Eukaryota; Viridiplantae; Streptophyta; Magnoliopsida; Asterales; Asteraceae
Product: sucrose synthase-like
Exons: 12
Coding region: 27-2450 (807 amino acids)
Biological process (GO): sucrose metabolic process
Molecular function (GO): sucrose synthase activity
Source: RefSeq, a predicted model, not a curated record
UUAAUUCAGCAACAUUAUUGCUCGAUAUGGCUGAUCGCGUUCUCGCGCCUCUUGACACUCUUCGUGAGCGCCUUGACGCUACUCUUGCCAUUCAUGGUAAUGACUUCCUAAAGCUUCUUUCAAGGAUUGAAAGCUAUGGAAAAGGAAUAUUGAAGCCUCAACAAGUAAUAACCGAAUUUGAAGCAAUCUGCAAAGAUAGCCAGAACAAGCCAAAAGAUGGUUUUCUUGAUAGUAUCCUCAAAAGCACACAGGAAGCGGUCGUGUUGCCUCCAUGGGUUGCAUUUGCUAUUCGUUUGAGGCCCGGUGUGUGGGAAUAUGUAAGAGUCAAUGUGAACACCCUUGUUGUUGAGGAACUAACUGUUCCCCAAUAUCUCUCCUUCAAAGAAGAACUCGUUGUUAGCGGAAUCACUAAUGACAACUUUGUACUCGAGUUGGAUUUCCAACCUUUUACUUCGUCUCUCCCAAGCCCAACACUCACCAAGUCUAUUGGAAAUGGGGCUGAGUUUCUUAAUCGACACCUCUCUGCUAAAAUGUUUCAUGACAAAGAUAGUCUGCUACCUCUCCUUGAUUUUCUCCGCAGACACAACUACAAGGGCAAGAAAUUGAUGCUCAAUGACAAGAUCCAAGAUUUAAGUUCUCUCCAAUCUGUGUUGAGAAAAGCCGUGGAGCAUCUAGAAAAAAUAUCUGCAAAUGCUCCAUAUUCUGAGUUUGAACAAAUGUUUCAAGAGAUGGGUUUGGAAAGGGGUUGGGGUGAUAAUGUGGAGCGUGUGAUAGAUAUGAUGCAGAUGUUACUUGAGCUUCUUGAGACUCCUGAUGCUCCCACUCUCGAGAAAUUUCUUGGAAGAAUUCCUAUGGUUUUCAAUGUUGUCAUUUUAUCUCCUCAUGGUUAUUUUGCUCAAGAGAAUGUUUUGGGAUAUCCUGAUACUGGUGGCCAGAUUGUUUACAUUUUGGAUCAAGUUCCUGCGUUGGAGCGUGAAAUGCUUAAGAGGAUCAAGGAACAAGGACUUGAUAUUGUUCCUCGUAUUCUCAUUGUGACGAGGCUCCUCCCUGAUGCAGUAGGUACUACCUGUGGACAACGUCGUGAGAAGGUUUAUGGAGCAGAAAAUUCACAUAUUCUUCGUGUCCCAUUUAGAAAUGGGAAGGAAAUUUUACGCAAAUGGAUCUCUCGUUUUGAAGUUUGGCCCUAUCUUGAGACUUUCACUGAGGAUGUUGCGAAAGAAGUUAGUGCAGAGUUGCAAGCCAAGCCGGAUCUGAUCAUUGGAAACUACAGUGAUGGAAACCUUGUUGCCACCUUGCUUGCUCACAAAUUAGGAGUCACUCAGUGUACUAUUGCGCACGCACUGGAGAAAACAAAGUAUCCAGAUUCUGACAUCUACUGGAAGAACUUUGAAGAAAAGUAUCACUUCUCGUCUCAGUUUACAGCUGAUCUUAUUGCAAUGAAUCAUACUGACUUCAUCAUCACAAGUACUUUUCAAGAAAUUGCUGGAAGCAAGGACAAGGUUGGACAGUAUGAAAGCCAUACAGUUUUCACAAUGCCUGGACUCUACAGGGUGGUCCAUGGGAUAAACGUCUUUGACCCAAAGUUCAACAUUGUUUCACCCGGUGCUGAUAUGGAAAUCUACUAUUCGUAUACUGAGAAAGAAAAGAGAUUGACUGCACUUCACCCUGAAAUUGAGGAGCUUCUCUUUAGUACUGUCGAGAAUGAAGAACAUCUAUGUGUUUUGAAAGACAAGAAUAAGCCCAUUUUGUUCACAAUGGCGAGAUUAGACAACGUGAAGAACUUAACAGGACUGGUGGAAUGGUAUGCCAAGAAUCCACGGCUUCGUGAACUGGUUAACCUUGUUGUUGUUGGUGGAGACAGAAGGAAGGAAUCAAAAGAUAUAGAAGAGCAAGCCCAAAUGAAGAAAAUGUAUUCUCUUAUCAAGGAGUACAAUUUAAAUGGUCAGUUUAGAUGGAUAUCUUCCCAGAUGGAUAGAGUAAGAAAUGGGGAGUUGUAUCGUGUGGUUGCAGACACCAAGGGAGUGUUUAUCCAGCCUGCAUUUUACGAGGCUUUUGGGUUGACUGUAGUGGAAGCCAUGACUAGCGGUUUGCCCACAUUUGCCACACUCCAUGGUGGCCCUGCUGAAAUUAUUGUUCAUGAAAAAUCUGGUUUCCAUAUUGAUCCUUAUCAUGGUGAUCAGGUUACUGAUCUGCUUGUUGAUUUCUUUGAUAAGUGCAAGAAAGAUCCUUCUUAUUGGGACACCAUCUCAAAAGGUGGUCUGCAAAGAAUUCAAGAGAAAUACACAUGGCAGAUAUACUCAGAGAGAUUGUUGACACUUGCUAAUGUCUAUGGAUUCUGGAAGCACAUUUCAAGGGUUGAUCGCCUAGAGAUUAGUCGCUAUCUUGAAAUGUUCUAUGCUCUCAAGUAUAAGCAACUGGCAGAAUCUGUUCCGUUGGCCAUUGAUAAGUAAGUGUUUUUGGCACCGAAGCUGGUCAGAUGACGUUCACUGAAGGAUCUAUGAUUACUGAAUGAAAAUAGCUAUUAUACUGAUAGUGAAAAUAAAGCAAAGGGAAUAUUACUGCUUGCCCUCCACAAGGAAGAAAAGGCCUUGUUUCUUUCAUUAAAUUUCUUGGCAUUAUAAGAAAAACAUAAUUCAUACUUUGGAUAUGAAAGUACCUAAAUCUGUAAAUGAUUUAAUUGAAAUGAUAUCUACAAUUUUUCAUUA